Molecule: messenger RNA, 720 nt
Organism: Fibroporia radiculosa
Lineage: Eukaryota; Fungi; Basidiomycota; Agaricomycetes; Polyporales; Fibroporiaceae
Exons: 5
Coding region: 1-720 (239 amino acids)
Molecular function (GO): iron ion binding; monooxygenase activity; oxidoreductase activity, acting on paired donors, with incorporation or reduction of molecular oxygen
Source: RefSeq, a predicted model, not a curated record
AUGUCGUCCGUCGAGCUUGUGUUUCUUGUCAGUAUAGUAGCUUCAACGCUUGUGGCGUUCUACUUCAACCACGUCCGUCCAAGGGGCAGCCUGCCGCCGGGCCCUGUGGGCAUCCCUCUCCUUGGGAACCUCCUGCAGGUCAACGCGCUGCGUCCGCAUCCGCAGUUUCGCGAAUGGGCAGCGCGGUACGGGCCGAUUUUCUCCCUGCGCAUGGGUCCACAGCAGAUGAUCGUGCUCAACACGGCGGAGGCAGCUGAUGAAUUGCUCGUCAACCGAAGCAAGGUCUAUUCGAGUCGAUCGCCUCCGCACGUGGCACAAGAUAUCGUCAGCGAUGGGCAACGCAUGGUGCUGCUGCCUUACGAUAGGGAAUGGAAGAUUGUGAGACGGAGUGUUCAUAGCGUUCUGAGUCCCGCUCCUUCCAAGCGCUUGCGAGAGAUGCAGGAGCUCGAGUCACGCGUGGUGCUCUACGACCUCCUCACUCAUGGUGAUACGAGCGUUAGAGAAACUUUUAUCCAGGGCCCGAAUUGGGAAGUACCUGAGCGGCACUGGUUUUCCAUUCUGAGGAGAUAUACCACCAGCGUCGUUAUGCACAUGGCAUAUGGGCAGCGCAUCCACAGGAUCGUCGAUAACCCUAACUUGCAUAAGAUCUACAACGUCAUGGCGAACUUUACACGUGUUGCGCAACCAGGAAGCUAUCUGUUAGAUGAUUUCGUCCAUUGA